Messenger RNA from Labrus mixtus (cuckoo wrasse), 2739 nucleotides. RefSeq names its product T-box transcription factor 22 (gene tbx22). Lineage: Eukaryota; Metazoa; Chordata; Actinopteri; Labriformes; Labridae. Bases 320 to 1864 code for a protein of 514 amino acids. Gene Ontology annotation, molecular function: RNA polymerase II cis-regulatory region sequence-specific DNA binding; DNA-binding transcription factor activity, RNA polymerase II-specific. The transcript is spliced from 8 exons. Gene Ontology annotation, biological process: regulation of transcription by RNA polymerase II; cell fate specification; positive regulation of DNA-templated transcription. The record is from RefSeq and is a predicted model, not a curated record. Gene Ontology annotation, cellular component: nucleus.
CAAACCCUCUGAGAUACAGAGAGGACAGGGGAGACACAGACACGGAUCAAGGACGAGAGAGGGAUAUAUUGUAGUGACGGGAAGAGGCGUGCCAAUAAUCAAGGUUUUUGGAUGAGGGCGCGCGUCUUGGAGAACACAUGGGAAGGCACCGGAUCAAUUACGCAGCGUCACGGAGCCGCCGUGAAUGAAGAGGUGCUCCCUGAGGUGGUGGUGCUUCUGCGGAUUCCUGUUUUACCCCGUUCUGUCCUGAAUGAGCUGGGACACCGAACCUUUUGCGGGACAAAGUUAGAGGUCAGGCGGAUAUAGGACUCACAGAACGAUGGGAUCUUCCGCAAAGAUGCAAGGUCUGAGUUCCAGGGCUCACGCGUUUUCGGUGGAGGCGCUGGUCGGGAAACCCUGCAAGAGGAUGAAAGUUUCCGAGGAACAUGAGUCAAGUUCAGCUGGAGACACCGGUAGCGAUACGAGCAUCUUUAACGGCCUGAGCGAAUAUCAAGGCAGCCAGAUUAAGAAAGCAGGUUCAACACCAACGAGGAUAGAGGACGAUUCCUGUGACCCAGAGAGACACACGGUCAGAUCAUCGCCUGAGGAGUCGGAGAACAGCGGAGAGGAGAAUAAGCCGAAGGAGAGAGACUGCCGGGCGAACAGGUCAGAGGUCCGGGUGGAGCUGCAGGGCUCCGAGCUGUGGAAGAGGUUCUAUGAGAUCGGCACAGAGAUGAUCAUCACUAAAGCUGGCAGGAGAAUGUUUCCCUCUGUGCGCGUAAAAGUGCGCAACCUGGACCCGUGCCAGCAGUAUUACGUUGCAAUGGACGUGAUGCCCGUAGACUCAAAACGCUACAGGUAUGUGUACCACAGCUCGCAGUGGAUGGUGGCUGGAAACACGGAUCACUCCUGUAUCUCUCCUCGGCUCUACGUGCACCCGGACUCUCCGUGCGCAGGAGAGACGUGGAUGCGUCAGGUCAUCAGCUUCGACCGGGUCAAACUCACUAACAACGAGAUGGACGAUAAGGGACAUAUUAUUCUGCAGUCGAUGCAUAAAUACAAACCACGCGUGCACAUCAUCCGGCACGACCCCCGCAUGGACCUGUCACAGAUCCAGUCUCUGCCUUCUGAAGGAGUCCACAGCUUCUCCUUCCCAGAGACCGAGUUCACCACAGUCACAGCCUAUCAGAAUCAACAGAUCACAAAACUGAAGAUCGACAGGAACCCGUUCGCCAAGGGCUUCAGAGAUCCUGGAAGGAACAGGGGAGUGUUGGAUGGCUUGUUGGAGUCAUAUCCCUGGAGAGGCCCCCUCAACUUGGACUUCAAGCCAUUCACCAUACAGCUCCAAGGGGGCUCAGGGUCACCGACCAGCAGCAUGAAGAGUCUCCUCCCUCUCUCCUCUUCCUCGUCUCUUCACCCGUUCUCCGUCUCCACACUCUCCUGCCAGGACGCCGCUCUCCACACCCUUGCUCUUCCUCUCUACAGUAAAGCCUCCGCUGGCUCCCCGCUGCCCGGCAGAGCCUUCUCCCCCCUGGGAUCAGACAGACUGAGAGGUCUACCCCUGUUGUCUCCGCUGACAGACCUCCCGCUCCUCUCUGCGCUGCAGGCGAAGAAACCCCCCCACUGUCGGGACCCGUGUCUUCACGUCUCUCCAGUGGGGGGGUCCCACUGUCUCUUCCCCCUCCACGGCCCUCUCAGCCCUCAGGGGCCCUCUCUGCUCCCUCAUCUCUCUGACACUGCGGGCCCCUACUGUCUUUACCGCUACAGCUUCCCCCUAAACCCCCAACUCACUGCUAUUUCCAGGCACACCAAACUAGUGGAGGACACAACAGACUGUCUGCUGCGCCAGUCUCCGUGGCAUCCAACCACCAACCACUGCCUCUGACAGCUGGACCGCACUUUCAGGCUCCGGCCCAUUGAGUGUAACAAGCCAAAGCUUAUUGCAACAAAACAUUAGAGCAAGCCUCAAAGGAACAAUGAAGACAAGACGAUGCCAAAGGGGAAUGUUUUGUAUUUAAAACUGUUUUAUUUGCUGUGUUGGAUUUCCCAGCACAAAAAACUGUUCCUGACACAGAUCAUGUGCUGCUGUUCUUAACUAUGCACACUCAGCUAGAGCCAAACAGCCCAGUAUUGGAGUAAACAGAGAAGCAGACGGGAUGUUGAUUUUUAUUUGGGACUGAGUGCAUUUUCUUUACCGCAGGGCAGAGGCUCUUCUCUUCUCUCACUUCUUCAAUGUGUAAUUGUUUUACCAAAGAGCAUCAGCAAUAGGACUAGAGGUAUGUAAUAUAAAAUCAAUGAACAUGACAGUGAUUGUUAACUAUGAGGGCCCAUUAAAACAUUUUUCACUCUUUUUGUUCAGAUCACACCAGCCUUCAGAAUUUAUUUUCUGGUACUUAAACAAAAUGAAAGAGGAAACUUGUCCAUGUUUUCCAGAUGUAUACACAUUGAUACAAAGCACAUUUCAAAGUUUAACAAAGAAUCAUGUGCUAAUGUGCAACAGGAGAUAUCAGUAUCAAAUAAGCAAAGGUCUUCUUCCUCCUGAUAGGACGGCCAUUUUGGUGCAAUUACUCCAUGUUAAACAAAAGCUUGUUUUGAGUUUUGGAGUUCUAAAGUGAGCUGAAUCUCAGUCAGGCUAAUCCACCCCGGACUAAUAACAUGAGCUAAUCAGUUCUCUCUGUGAUUUUAGGGCACGAUCAGCAGCUGCCAGGAUUGAGCUAGUUUCCUUUCCAGGACUUUAUUUCUAAUAACAGGACUAAUCAG